AAGACGCGGGCCUCGGCCAAUGGCGGCGUCCGCGCUUGAAAGUGGCGCGUCGCCUCCGGCGCGCUGUCUGCAGCCCAGCUCGUGUUCUGACGUAGCGUAUUCGACGCUCUGUUUGAAAAUUGUGGAUGUUAUUGUUUGAACUUCGGAACUGUCGCCGUGUGCCUUUCAAAUCGGACCAAGCCCUACAGCAUUUUGGAUAUAUGCAGAAUGAUUUCCACCGUCAUAUCUCGCCUGAUCAUCUUGCUCUUCGGCGUGCUGUACCCUGCGUAUGCAUCCUACAAGGCCGUCAAGAACAAGGAUGUCAGGUCCCAUCUACAGUGGAUGAUGUACUGGAUAGUCUUUGCUCUCUUCACAUGCAUCGAGACAUUUUCUGACAUCUUUAUUUCAUUUUGGAUGCCGUUUUACUAUGAGCUCAAGAUCUUGUUUGUUCUAUGGCUCCUGUCACCUGCAACGAAAGGAUCCAGUCUCCUGUACCGACGCUUUGUUCAUCCACAGCUUGUUCAACGUGAGCAGGACAUAGAUGAACUGAUCGAGAAAGCGAAGGAGCAAGGCUACUCUACCAUGUUGCUUCUGGGCAGCCGUGGUCUGAGCUAUGCCACCAGCGUGGUGCUUCAAACAGCCAUCAAAGCACAAGAAGCGAUUGCAGCACACAAGAAUCGUGAUGUAGCAGCUAUCCAGGGCAUACAGGACAGACCGGAUGGCAAUGCACUUGCUUGGGUGGACAUGGACAGCGAUUCAGAGCACCUGCCAGAGUUGCCGGCACCUUGCCCACUUGCACCACUUGUGGGAACUGGGGACAGCUUGGACAUUGACAACAAUGUGUGUGCUGUAAAUCCAGGCACCCAUGAUGAAGAGAUUUGCUCAUCACCUCGCCCAGUUGCAACCAAGGCAUCACGCUCGUCAGUUAAGAAUCGUAGUCGCAACACGGCUAAAACAACCGACUCAACUGGACCAACGCGCCGGUCAGUGCGAGCAGCCAAGAAUGCAAGCAAGAAUUGAAGCCUUCCGUCCUUCAAAGGCACCUUUGCACCAUCCAAGUGUGGCUGCUGAAGCAGAUAACUGUGUGAUUAUUGCUGCAGUCAAAGUGUGCCUUCUUUUUUAUUACAGAAAAGGUGAAAAAAGAAAUCUUUUUUCUUUGUGAGCGGUACUGUGCUGCAGCAAACCUUGUGAGGUUGUGUGGUUUGUAGAAUGUUUUUGGGCCUAGUUUGACUUAACUUGUUACUGCUGCAUUACACUAAUUGUGUGCAUUUCCAAUGUCUAUGGAUUCUGAUUGUGCCCAUUUUGCUAAUAGAUAUUAGCAUAUGGUGGGACAUUAGCACAGCUGGCAGCAUUAUUUGCUAUUCUUAUACCAAUACCAUGUAUAGUAGGCUUUUCUCUCCCCCACAUUUCUUCCUUUUCCUACCUUUUCAAAUAUAGGCCGUAACUCAAGAAAGAUGUGUUGCUUUGUAGGCUGGCCUAAAAAGAUUGACACUCCGAGUGCACUUGCCACUAUUUCCUUGUUCGCUACGUUUUAGUGCCAUAAAUUCAGCUUUUGUUGUGCAGAUCGUAGCCUACACUAUGCAGUUCUUGUCAGUGGAAUGCAUAAGUAACAAUAAACUUACUGUGAUAUAUUUUUUUUUAGAGAAGGGGCACAUUUGUAGCUGCAGUGUGAACGUGUGGUGCUUGCAGUUAUUAGGACACCUAUGUAAUCUCAUCUUGAGUCACCUACGUUGCUUUGAGUGCAUACAUACUAGUUGAAGUCACACAAGCUAAACACAGUUAUGUGCAUUAUUGAUAUUACAGCAGUUGAAUUCACUUGUUACUAAUCAAGUUGUUGCCAUGAUUUUUUUGCUGCCACAGCAGUUGUUGGUGAGACACUUGUUUGGCAUGCUGCCACACUCAAAGGCAACAUUGAGGGGUAAUGGUUGUGGUUAGAAUGCAGUGUUUGUGACUGUGUUUCCAUAGUGUGUUUACAGUGUAAAUGUUUGUACUCAGUGCUGCUAAAAGCAUAAUGUGGAACAUGCUCAGUAGGAGCCCAGGUGACUGAUAUUUUUCCCCAAUUUUGACUGCAUUACUUGUGCCUACAGUCUUAUGUGUUCAUUAGUGCCACAUCUGUGUGUUCUUGAACACCUUUGGCCGAGCCAUUUGCAAAGAAUUGUGGCAGUGAAGAGGAAGUGUAGUGCAUGUAGCUAACUGCACGUGCUACAAGAUAGAGCAAAAUUUAUAUUUUUAUUCAUAUUGCCUUGUCAACUGAUUGUAUGGAAGUGUAUGUAUUGUAAUGAAAACGAUGUAUAUGCCCUACUACUAGCCCAUGAGUGCUAUAUGCCAGGAGUGGUCAGGGACCACUCAUGGGUGUACCACUCGUGAGAGAUUGCAGACUGGCUGUGAAAGCAGUUUACUAGAGUACAGUGAACUCUAGUCAGCGAAAAUUCCUCAUGGGUAUUACACCAUACGACGACGUAUUUUGCGUUUAGCCAAAGAAUAUCUCUUGACAACGGCAUAAAGACACAAGUGUAAAUUUACUCUUAUAUUGUAGGACCACAAAUGCUUUUUUUUUUCGACUUUCCCAUUUUCAAUUUUUUUCACCUCGUGAAAAAUACUGUGUUCUGUUUUUGUGGUGUGCAGUUUACCCAACUGUUUUUGAGAAUAAAUUUUGUAUUAUGUUA
Messenger RNA from Rhipicephalus sanguineus (brown dog tick), 2645 nucleotides. It is a transcript of the gene ReepA, whose product is annotated as receptor expression-enhancing protein 1. The record is from RefSeq and is a predicted model, not a curated record. Bases 208 to 999 code for a protein of 263 amino acids. Gene Ontology annotation, cellular component: endoplasmic reticulum tubular network; endoplasmic reticulum membrane; cytoplasmic microtubule. Gene Ontology annotation, molecular function: microtubule binding. Gene Ontology annotation, biological process: endoplasmic reticulum tubular network organization. Lineage: Eukaryota; Metazoa; Arthropoda; Arachnida; Ixodida; Ixodidae. The transcript has 9 exons.